Molecule: messenger RNA, 592 nt
Organism: Brassica napus (rape)
Lineage: Eukaryota; Viridiplantae; Streptophyta; Magnoliopsida; Brassicales; Brassicaceae
Product: homeobox-leucine zipper protein ATHB-52
Exons: 1
Coding region: 74-544 (156 amino acids)
Biological process (GO): positive regulation of DNA-templated transcription
Cellular component (GO): nucleus
Molecular function (GO): sequence-specific DNA binding; DNA-binding transcription factor activity, RNA polymerase II-specific
Source: RefSeq, a predicted model, not a curated record
UGUGAGUGUGUGUAUAUAUAUUUCUGUAAGCACAACGUUGUACAUACACACAAGAAGAAGAAAAAGAGAGAAAAUGGAGAAUCCUCAGGGUCAGAGUAGAAACAAGAAAAAGAGGCUAACACAAGAUCAAGUUAGACAACUGGAGAAAUGCUUUACGUUGAACAAUAAGCUCGAUCCAGAUCUCAAGCUUCAACUUUCCAACACGUUAGGUCUACCUCAGAGACAAGUCGCAGUCUGGUUCCAGAACAAGCGAGCCAGGUCCAAGACUCAGUCUCUCGAGCUCCAAUACUGCAAUCUCCAGUCCAAGCUUGAAGCAGUUCUCUCCGAUAAGGCAAAGUUAGAACACAAAGUGCAGUUUCUGCAAGAUGAGCUGAAGAGGUCUAGAAAUCAGCUUGCUCUGUUCACGCAUCAAGAUUCUCCUGUGGAUGAUUCUAAUCUUGGUUCUUGUGAAGAAGGUCAUGAUAAUCAAGUGGUGGUCUUUGACGAGCUUUAUGAUUGUUUCGUUACCAGUGGACAUGGAUCUUCAUCAACCUCAUGGGUCUGACUCUGUUUCAACACAUACAAGAUUCCAAUAUUCAGUAUUAUCUCUAUU